This is a messenger RNA of Gopherus flavomarginatus (Mexican gopher tortoise), 2175 nucleotides long. RefSeq names its product basic proline-rich protein-like. The record is from RefSeq and is a predicted model, not a curated record. The transcript has 2 exons. Lineage: Eukaryota; Metazoa; Chordata; Testudines; Testudinidae. Bases 1 to 2175 code for a protein of 724 amino acids.
AUGUCAACGCCAGUGCACAGCCAGCACUUAGCGGGCAAUAGCCACCGCCCCAGGGAUAUCAACGCCCUUCCCUGGGAGACAUCCCCACAGAGCCACCCCGGCAACGCCAACCCCUCCACAGCCAUCCCCCCUGAGAGGAUAUCAGCCUCCCAUGGCGAUGUCCCUGGGAGACAUCCCCACAGAGCCCCCCCCGGCAACGUCAACCCCUCCACAGCCAUCCCCUCUGAGAGGAUAUCAGCCUCCCAUGGCGAUGUCCCUGGGAGACGUCCCCACAGAGCCCCCCCCGGCAACGCCAACCCCUCCACAGCCAUCCCCCCUGAGAGGAUAUCAGCCUCCCAUGGCGAUAGCCCCCCCGGCAACGCCAACCCCUCCACAGCCAUCCCCCCUGAGAGGAUAUCAGCCUCCCAUGGCGAUGUCCCUGGGAGACAUCCCCACAGAGCCCCCCCCGGCAACGCCAACCCCUCCACAGCCAUCCCCCCUGAGAGGAUAUCAGCCUCCCAUGGCGAUGUCCCUGGGAGACAUCCCCACAGAGCCCCCCCCGGCAACGCCAACCCCUCCACAGCCAUCCCCCCUGAGAGGAUAUCAGCCUCCCAUGGCGAUGUCCCUGGGAGACAUCCCCACAGAGCCACCCCCGGCAACGUCAACCCCUCCACAGCCAUCCCCCCUGAGAGGAUAUCAGCCUCCCAUGGCGAUGUCCCUGGGAGACAUCCCCACAGAGCCACCCCCGGCAACGCCAACCCCUCCACAGCCAUCCCCCCUGAGAGGAUAUCAGCCUCCCAUGGCGAUGUCCCUGGGAGACAUCCCCACAGAGCCCCCCCCGGCAACGCCAACCCCUCCACAGCCAUCCCCCCUGAGAGGAUAUCAGCCUCCCAUGGCGAUGUCCCUGGGAGACAUCCCCACAGAGCCCCCCCUGGCAAUGCCAACCCCUCCACAGCCAUCCCCCCUGAGAGGAUAUCAGCCUCCCAUGGCGAUGUCCCUGGGAGACAUCCCCACAGAGCCCCCCCCGGCAACGCCAACCCCUCCACAGCCAUCCCCCAUGAGAGGAUAUCAGCCUCCCAUGGCGAUGUCCCUGGGAGACAUCCCCACAGAGCCCCCCCCGGCAACGUCAACCCCUCCACAGCCAUCCCCUCUGAGAGGAUAUCAGCCUCCCAUGGCGAUGUCCCUGGGAGACGUCCCCACAGAGCCCCCCCCGGCAACGCCAACCCCUCCACAGCCAUCCCCCCUGAGAGGAUAUCAGCCUCCCAUGGCGAUGUCCCUGGGAGACGUCCCCACAGAGCCACCCCCGGCAACGUCAACCCCUCCACAGCCAUCCCCCCUGAGAGGAUAUCAGCCUCCCAUGGCGAUGUCCCUGGGAGACGUCCCCACAGAGCCACCCCCGGCAACGCCAACCCCUCCACAGCCAUCCCCCCUGAGAGGAUAUCAGCCUCCCAUGGCGAUGUCCCUGGGAGACAUCCCCACAGAGCCACCCCCGGCAACGCCAACCCCUCCACAGCCAUCCCCCCUGAGAGGAUAUCAGCCUCCCAUGGCGAUGUCCCUGGGAGACAUCCCCACAGAGCCACCCCCGGCAACGUCAACCCCUCCACAGCCAUCCCCCCUGAGAGGAUAUCAGCCUCCCAUGGCGAUGUCCCUGGGAGACAUCCCCACAGAGCCACCCCCGGCAACGCCAACCCCUCCACAGCCAUCCCCCCUGAGAGGAUAUCAGCCUCCCAUGGCGAUGUCCCUGGGAGACGUCCCCACAGAGCCACCCCCGGCAACGCCAACCCCUCCACAGCCAUCCCCCCUGAGAGGAUAUCAGCCUCCCAUGGCGAUGUCCCUGGGAGACGUCCCCACAGAGCCACCCCCGGCAACGCCAACCCCUCCACAGCCAUCCCCCCUGAGAGGAAAUCAACCUCCCAUGGCGAUGUCCCUGGGAGACAUCCCCACAGAGCCACCCCCGGCAACGCCAACCCCUCCACAGCCAUCCCCCCGAGAGGAUAUCAGCCUCCCAUGGCGAUGUCCCUGGGAGACAUCCCCACAGAGCCACCCCCGGCAACGUCAACCCCUCCACAGCCAUCCCCCCUGAGAGGAUAUCAGCCUUCCAUGGCGAUGUCCCUGGGAGACGUCUGCACACACAAAGUCAACCCCUCCGCAACCACCACCACCACCACCACCCUCCAAAGGGAUAUCAACCUCUGA